GGGCCCGCUGCUGGAGGAAUUUAGCUGGAGGAAAGUGGCCUUGACUUGCUCCCUUCGGCGUGUUCGCUUCCCUCUUGCUGUCAGCAUUCGCCACUUCGUCAGGCUUCCUGCUCUUCUCGUACUCCAUUCUAGGAGGAAUUAGCUGCGGUCUCUUAUCUAACUUGUGCUUCCUGAUUAUUCCACACUACUUCGUCAAGCGACGCGGAAUAGCAAACGCCAUUAUGAUGGCAGGCGUCUCCACAGGGCCCAUCUUAGCCCCCCUCCUGGUCCGGUUCCUGCAAGAAGAAUACGACUACACGGGCGCCACACUCAUCACGAGCGCUGUAGUGCUUCACUGCUGCGUCGGCGCCGCCCUCUUCCGCCCGAUCAGGACCUGCUCGCGAAAACCUUCGGUCGAGCAGUCUAAGACCCACGUCUGGAAGCUGCUACUGCGAGUGAUCCGCGGCACCUUCACUAAUCUCUACAUCCUAAAGUCGCCGAGAGCUGUCAUCAUCGCUGUGAGCGGGGCCUUCACUCUCAACAGCUGGCUAAACUUUAUUGCAUUAAUGCCCUUUGCUGUGCAAGCAGCAGGUUACUCUCUCCAGGAUGCAGCUUUGUGUGUUACCACGUCUGCUGUGUGUAAUUUAGUCGCCCGUUUAAUCGUCUCGGCGUUAUCCGAUUGGCCAAGGUUCAGCAUGAGAGCCUGUUACAUGGCUAGUACGGCCACCAUUGCUGCGACGACUGCAGCAUUUAGUAUGAUCCAUGACAUCACAUGGCUGACUGUAAUCAUGGGUGUGUGGGGCUUCGGAGUGGGCAGCUACAUGGGCAUCUACAACCUCAUCAUGGUGCACUACAUGGGCCUGGAAAAACUGACCUCCACAAUCGGUGCCACAUUUAUGCUGGUUGGCAUUGGCUUCGUUACCGUUGGCCCGGCGAUAGGCCUGAUCCGAGACCUGAGCGAGAGCUAUUCGGCGAGCAUGCUGGUCUUGGCCGGCAUGGCGGCCGUGGCCUUUGUGCUCUGGGUCCUCAUGCCGGUCGCCGCUCGCUGCGACCAGCGGAGGGAGCAGAGACAACGAAAUAAAUCUCAAUGAUAAUAAAACUCAGUUUCUCACAG
Penaeus chinensis is the source of this 1093-nucleotide messenger RNA. Its product is annotated as monocarboxylate transporter 6-like. NCBI's taxonomy places the organism in Eukaryota, Metazoa, Arthropoda, Malacostraca, Decapoda, Penaeidae. Gene Ontology annotation, molecular function: monocarboxylic acid transmembrane transporter activity. The coding region runs from base 222 to 1070 and encodes 282 amino acids. Gene Ontology annotation, biological process: transmembrane transport; monocarboxylic acid transport. The record is from RefSeq and is a predicted model, not a curated record. The transcript is spliced from 4 exons.